ACACAUGCGUAAAAGCCGAAACACAUGUCAGCGUGUGUUGUUGGAUAGCAUAAUAGUCGCUGCCACAGUUGUGUUGGAGCCUAGCAGCGAGUAGCUAGGAACUAGGACAGUAUCUUCAGAGUUACAACUGCCCCUUCCACCUGCUUUCCCGACUUUGGCAGAGAUGACUCUAAAUAAUGAGCAACUUCGACUGGGCAUCAUUGAUAAACUGAAAGAGUGCAAUGCCUAUAUCGAUAAUGAGCUCCCAGACUACAUUAUGGUGAUGUUGGUGAACAAGAAGACAUUCCAUCAGAUCAGUAACGACCUGCAGCUAUUCCUUGGAGACGACACCUCCAAUUUCAUUGACUGGCUACAGGAGGCGGUGGAUAAUGGAGGCACUGUGCCCGUGAAAACUAAGACAUCCUCAGAACCCAAUGAAAAGGAGGGAGAGCACGCUAGGACAAAGAGUGACUCAAAAACUGACGACGCAGGACGCGAAGAGACCGCCCACAUCUCUGAGGACUCUCCGGGCGAAUCCGGCUCAAAGAGAAGUGGAAGCAAGCAACGAAGCAAGAGCGAAGACGAGCUCGAGCUUCACCCAGCGCUGGAUUGGGAGGAAGAGAGGGAGGGAGGGAGGAGGGGG
This is a messenger RNA of Geodia barretti, 622 nucleotides long. The record is from the annotation of a GenBank genome assembly. NCBI's taxonomy places the organism in Eukaryota, Metazoa, Porifera, Demospongiae, Tetractinellida, Geodiidae.